AGAGGUUUCCCAAUAACGUCGCAUGUCACCCGGAACAGAUCAUCAAUUUAUUUCUAAACUUUGGCGUUCGUCAGUGUCUGUGUCGCUUUAAUUGUAUUUAAUAGUGUCGCAGAUCAUUUGAAAUUCUGAGUAUUUCAUGCUUUGAGCUGGUUAGCAGUAUCUAGGCUAACGUCAGCUUGCUAGCUGAAGUUAUGUAGCAAACAGCUGUAACUGUGGCGGACUUGGAUCCGUCCAUUUUUUCCACGCAUUUUCUUCCAGUUCAGGGUCGCGGGAGCUCGAAACGCUUUGAAACGCCCAGGUACAAGUCUGCAGGUUCACUGCGUUUGUGAGCUGCAAAGCGUCAUCGUUAAAGCCUCAUACCUGAUGUUUUUGGCUUGAAAUAUCCGUAUUUCACUGUCCAGGAGACACCAUGGCUGACGACCCCCAGAGAAAUUUCCGCUCUGCAUAUUAUGAGAAAGUGGGUUUCAGAGGAGUGGAGGAGAAGAAGUCGCUGGAGAUCCUGCUCAAAGACAAUCCUCUGGGCAUCCUGCCUCCACACAGUGACUCUCAUGCUUUGGUUGGGAGCUACAGGAAAGAGCAGUACCAGGACAUCCUGCAAGCCCUGGAAGUGAUGAGAUACAUCAGCUCCUCCACACCUUCCACCCACGUCUACUUGCGCAUGUUCCAGUUGGAGAGCCAAACCCUCCCGCGAUGCUCUGAGGCCUCGCUCCCGGAUGAAGAGAAUGAGGACUUUCUCUCCAUCAGCCGGGCCAUGGAAGAGAUCGUAGAUGAUCCUGUUGACUGCUACUGGCUCAUCAAGUGUUUCGUCAAUCAGUUCCAUACAAAGUUCGGAGACUCAGUACCUCACCUUCCAAAGAGCUUGGAGCAUUAUCUGAGUCAGGAGGAACCGCGACUGCUAAACCAUUUGAAGAACAGUGGAGCCCUGCAUCAGCUGCCCUACAGCCUCUGGUUCAGACGCUGCUUCGCUGGCUGCUUGCCUGAAUGCAGCCUGCAGAGGGUUUGGGACAAGGUGAUCAGUGGCUCCUGUAAGAUCCUGGUAUUUGUGGCCUUGGAGAUCCUGCUCAGCUACAAGAUCGUGUUGAUGGGUAUCAACCGGCCAGAGGGUGUGGUCAAGUUCUUGUGCAAUAUACCGCAGGAAAACACAGAUGCCAUUGUGACUAAAGCCAUUGAUUUGUGGCACAAGUACAGUGGCACGCUGAUACAUGCUAUAUAACAGCACGGAGCCAGAGGCGAUCUUCGUUCCCAGGAUCCACCUGGACUUGCAUUGCUUCACUAAGAGACUGCAGCACUGACCGUCCAUGGGGCUUUUGUCUCUGCAUUACUCAACUGAAAACUCAUCACGGCUGCUUCUGAUAAGCCAGGGGACGCGGGAGCCACUUUUCAUACUGGCGAGUCAUUCUCCAGGUUUCUCCUGAGAGUCUGGAAAACUGUGCUGGUGAAAGAGACUUGAGUUGGUGGUGGGGAAAAAAAAGACAAGGAAACUGUAACUUAUUAUUUUUUUAAUAAGUUUCUUUCCUUAAGAAA
Messenger RNA from Archocentrus centrarchus (flier cichlid), 1524 nucleotides. It is a transcript of the gene tbc1d7, whose product is annotated as TBC1 domain family, member 7. Gene Ontology annotation, molecular function: GTPase activator activity. Gene Ontology annotation, biological process: activation of GTPase activity; negative regulation of TOR signaling. The coding region runs from base 410 to 1213 and encodes 267 amino acids. NCBI's taxonomy places the organism in Eukaryota, Metazoa, Chordata, Actinopteri, Cichliformes, Cichlidae. The transcript is spliced from 6 exons. The record is from RefSeq and is a predicted model, not a curated record.